Messenger RNA from Radiomyces spectabilis, 1141 nucleotides. RefSeq names its product SprT-like family-domain-containing protein. Gene Ontology annotation, biological process: DNA damage response. Gene Ontology annotation, cellular component: nucleus. Gene Ontology annotation, molecular function: single-stranded DNA binding; polyubiquitin modification-dependent protein binding; metalloendopeptidase activity. The record is from RefSeq and is a predicted model, not a curated record. NCBI's taxonomy places the organism in Eukaryota, Fungi, Mucoromycota, Mucoromycetes, Mucorales, Radiomycetaceae. The coding region runs from base 108 to 1001 and encodes 297 amino acids. The transcript is spliced from 8 exons.
UUAUUUGAUCAAGUCAAACAGCCAACGAGCCAAUAAAAUGAGUUUUGCUGUGUCUCUUCCUUUUUUUUUCUAUAUUCUUGUUUGUUUCCUUUUCCUAAUUUGCAUAAAUGGACCCUCCAAUAUCGGAAGAUGAAGCGUAUGCUCGUUUGCUGCAGCAAGAAGAAGACCAACUGUAUAAGCAACAACAGACCCAAGCCGACGAACUCGAUGCCGCUUUAGCUCAAUUCCUUCAGGAUGAGGAAAACGCAGCUUCGCCUGUCACCGAGACCUCCUCGAAUCAUCAAGUGUAUGAUCCCAAUCCUGAUCUGCACGAACUGUUUCUUGCGUUUAAUCAGCUCUAUUUCGAUGGAAAACUGGAUAUGGUCGAGGUAAAAUGGUCCCAACGCAUGACCUUAUGUGCGGGACUGUGCGAAUAUCGAAACGGAGGUUUGUGCACCAUCAAAAUGUCAGAACCACUGUUAAAAUUUCGGUCACGCCAAGAUAUGGUGGAUACGCUUUUGCACGAAAUGAUUCAUGCGUUACUAUUUGUCACAAAGAACUUUGAUGAUCAUGAAUCACAUGGGCCAGAAUUUCUUCGCGUGGCAGCUCGUAUUAAUGCGCAGGCAGGCACCAAUAUUACUGUUUAUCACAACUUUCAUGAUGAAGUGGAUUAUUAUCGAACCCAUGUUUGGCAAUGCGAUGGUGUUUGUCAAACAAAACCUCCUUAUUUUGGGAUAGUGAAACGAUCCAUGAAUAGACCGCCUCAGCCCGCCGAUUCAUGGUUUGCAGACCAUCAACUUACGUGUGGAGGCCAGUUUCAUAAAAUCUCGGAACCCGAACGCAAGCGAAAGAAGGGAUCGCGUCAAGAUCCCAAGCAGAAAGACAUUACCCAAUUUUUAACUCGUCCCUCAUCCUCCUCUUCCAGUAAAGAAGAAGCGCCGUCGCCUACCAAAAGGUCCAAAGUGGAAAAGUCAAAAUGCGGACAAGGCAAGGACAUAGAUAAACAUACCCAACUUGGGUAAAAAAAAACUCUAUGCAGGAUGGCUCGCUCGUUAUAUAAUGCAUAUCCUGUCUCAUCCCCAUGAUUCCCUCUUUUUUUUUCUUUUUUGUUUCCCCACGUCUCUUUUUCUUUUAGUGUUUUCUUCUCCUUGCUACCCCACAG